GCGUGCCGCGCGCUGCUAACGGCUGCGGCCGACAAGAUGGCCGAGUCGCUGCCACAGACGCCGAGCAGGCACGAGAAGAGCCUGGGGCUCCUCACCACCAAGUUCGUGUCCCUGCUGCAGGAAGCCAAGGACGGCGUGCUCGAUCUGAAAGUGGCAGCAGACACACUGGCUGUGCGGCAGAAGCGUCGGAUUUAUGAUAUCACCAAUGUUUUGGAGGGAAUCGGGUUGAUUGAGAAGAAAUCAAAGAAUAGCAUUCAGUGGAAAGGAGUGGGCCCAGGCUGUAACACACGAGAAAUCGCGGACAAACUCAUUGACCUGAAAGCAGAGAUAGAGGACCUGGAUCGGCGGGAGCAGGAGCUGGACCAGCAGCGAGUCUGGGUACAGCAGAGCAUUCAGAAUGUGACGGAUGACAUCGAGAACAGCAGGUUAGCAUACGUGACACAUGAAGACAUGUGCCGAUGUUUCAAAGGUGAUACAUUGUUAGCGAUCCAGGCACCCUCAGGCACACAGCUGGAAGUGCCGAUUCCUGAGGGGGUUCCAAAUGGAGUGAAGAAAUACCAGAUCCACCUGAAAAGCACAACCGGUCCCAUUAAUGUGUUGUUGGUGAACAAGGACACUUCCUCCUCCAGUCCAGUUGUUGUGCCUGUGCCCCCACCUGAAGAUCUCAUUCAGUGCCCUCCCACAGUGCACACCACCCCACAAAGGCCUGUCCUAGCCAGCAACCAAGAGGCAGAAACAAGAUCCCCAGCCCGACCUGCCUCUCCGUCCCCUGCCCCUCAGAUACCUCCCCACCCGCCCAGAGCAGCGACACCCACAGUACCCACUGCGUCACAUCAUGAGCCCCAAAACAGCACCAGCAGUGUCUUAAGCCUCGAGCCCCUCAACCUGCUCCCGACGUCCAGCUGUCAGGCUGCCACCAUGGAGACGCAGCCUCUAGAAUCUUCCGCCUCGUUGGACGGCAGCACGUCUUUGUCCAAUCCCAAUACUUCCUUCGUUCCAAUCAAAUCUGAAACUUCAGUGGAACUGGAAUUUCCUAAAGAAUUAACGGAGAUGUUUGACCCCACUAAAGAAUGUAUGGAUUCCGACCUCAUAGAUGAGCUCAUGUCUUCAGAAGUUUUCGCUCCUCUAUUGAGGCUUUCUCCACCUCCUGGAGACCAUGACUAUUACUUUAACCUCGAUGACAGUGAAGGCGUUUGCGACCUCUUUGAUGUACCCAUUCUGAACCUUUGACCUCUCUCUGGACUUGGUCACCUGGCAGCUGUGUAUAAAACUUUUAAAGGAACGUCUUUUUAACAAAAAGGAAAAAAAUGUACAAACAAAAGAAAUGGCAUCUUUUGCAAUUCUACAUGGAUCUCCAAGAGCGCAUGAACACUUGAAACGAUAAUGAAAAGGGCAAGUUGUCGAUGAGUGUUGCUGGAAUGUUUGUUUCUGUUUCUUUGCUUACCUUUGAAGAGAAUGUUGGGGAUUGUUCUUCAGCCCAGGGCCAAGUACAAUCUAAUUUUUGUUAUAUUUGUGGCUGGCAGCUCAGGUGCUGCUUCAGUUACCCAGGGAAUGGACACGUGGGCUUGUGCGAGAUACCGGUGUGGUUCCAGGUGCAAGAUGCCAUUCCAAGUCACCAACUCAGAUGAAUAUGUUCACCAUAUUGUCAGGAUUUGAGCCCUCCUUCCUCGACUCAGUGGAUGGUGCUACUGACAUUAUUGGUCUCUUUCCAUCGGCUUUGAACAAGUGACAUCUUCAAGUGGAAUUGUCCAUUUCAAGUCAGUUAUAAGGACGUCAGUUUUAUAUUAACGGGCUUGUUUCAAACCUCCAGAUUUCAAUAUUUACUCUAAGUCAGGGUCAUUACCUGAAAAUUCGACACUGUCCAAAAUUCUCCAAAUUUUCCACUGCUUCUCUUUCUGUACCUGAUGCAUCUCUCCUCAUGUGGUAUGUGGUUGUUUUAGUUCACCAAACACACCAUGCAUGUAUUAAACAAAACAAAUCAUGCUUGUCUUAUCUGAGUGGGAUCUGCAAAUCUGGAAUGGUCUGAAUGAGGGAGGAGUGGGAAGCAAUUCCAAAAGCUAUGAGCAUUGUCUUCCUGUAUCCUGCUGUUUUAAUUGACCCUCCAAGAAGGUUGUUGUUGUGUCUCAAUUAGUCCAGAGAAAAUUGCACUGCUCUCAGAUGCAAAGGGCUCAAAUUGUUAGUAUCGGGGGUCGUUUUAACAUUGUGGAGCUCUGUAUUGGGCUGCUUCUUGGAAAUCUGCCACUUGCCAUAAGGACAAUCCUUCUCGUGUGAGACGUUUUCAAAAUGGAUGUGUGCCUGUGGCAAUUUUGUUUAAUGUUCACUCACUCAAGGCAUUUUGACCUGAUGGAUAUCUCCUUUGAUUGAGACACUUCUAGUUGGCUACCGAAGCUGCACAGAGUGGCCUUUUACAGCUAAACCCUCUCAAACUGAUUUUUAUUGCCGCCAUCCAACUUCCACUUUACGGAGGGAGGAAUAUGGAUUGUUGUCACUAUCUUCUGCUAUUGCUCAUAAGGUUAAAACAUCUCCUGUCAACCAUCCAAUAGGAAGAUGGUUGACAGUUGUAGUUGGUGAUGGAGGCUCCCGCUGUUUUACUGGCUUUUCCUACAUCAUGUCUAAAAGCCAAGUUUGCAGUUGCCAAAGUCCCAAGCUUGAAUCUUUUAUAGAAAAAAAGAAACGUUUUUAAAUGUUAAUCCAUCAGUGCAUUGAGGUUGCCUUGUUGCAGUCUCAGUUAGUGGUAAUUCUUUGAGAUUUGUAUACACAGAUCAGGAGCAUUGCUUUUUAUAAAAGUGGAGAGGGUGUGUGGGGGGAGAGUGGGUUAGCAGCCCAACUUUAUGACACUUAAAGUAGCAAUUUAAUGCAGACACUGAUCCUCUUAUUUUUGCAGAUGUAGGGAGGCAUUUGGGGGUGGGGGUGAGGUUUAGAAAUGGAGUUUGUUUGUGUCCCUAAUCAUGCAUUGAGUAAAUUGCACAGUUUGGCUGCAUAUCACUGCCCUGCCUUAAUUUUGAUGCAGAUCCCAGUGGUGUGAAUGGGAUCAUCUUCAUUUUUUUUGCUAAUAAUGAGGGUUUAACUGAGAAGCAGAUCAAGUUAGAAUGUUAUUGACCUGGCCUCUUAACACUGUUCUUCAAAAUGCAGUCUUUGCCUCAAGGGAGGUAAGCUGUUGAAAUCAGGUGUUAAAUUUGAGUGUGUCUGUAAAUAGAAAUUGGUAGAAGGCUGGGUUAUCUUCAUUUUAGAUUGAAUGCAUAUUUACUACUCCAUGAGACUCGAAAGAGGGACAGCACAGUGAUGUUUCUUCAUAACAUCAACAGCCAGCUGCAGUCUCAGUGGACUUUGCACAUUCUUUUAAGUGUGUGUUUUUACUUCAUUGCUCCAGCCUCAACAGUGUGUUGGUGGGUUAAUUGGUCGCUGUAAAUUGCUCCUAGUGUGUAGGUGAGUGAUAGAUUAUUGGGGGAUGGGAAUGCAGAGAGAAUAUUUUUUUAAAUGGGAUUGAUAUAGGGAUUGUAAAUGAAUUGUAAGAGCUUGUUGGACAGUGUGGACUGGUCCAAAGAACCUGUUUCUUUGCUGCAUUCAUCUGCCAUUCUAUGUCAACAACUCCCAUCUACCUUGAUCCUUCAGUAGUCUCCAAUUUUCCAACACUACCCAUGAGCUGCUUGUGUCUGCAGACCCUCAGUGGUAAUUUGGAAAUGUUCCCCUUUCCUGUGCUGAAGAAUUCCCUCCCAGCAGGGCUUGCAUUGUGUCUGGGAUUGCUCCUAAUUCAACAGUACCAUACACUGGUAGCCUAGUUGUCAUUAUUCAUAGCAAUCACAGAAAGCCUGUUAAAGGAUUAGGAGUGGUGAGCGUGUUGGAAGGUGUUGACCAUUGUAGUUAGUGAUAGAGGCUCCUGCUGUUUUACUGACCUUUCCUAGCUGCUUCUCAUUUUUUAGAUGCAAACCUUUUUACAGCAAUUCAUGCCUUGUCUGUGCUGAAUGACCAAACCCUUAUUUUGUGAUUGUUAUCCCUGGUUUCAACCCUUUCAGAGGAAGAAACUUGUAUCUGUCCUGCCUUUAAUAAUGUAUGCCUCAGUGAGAUCACUUCUCAUUCAUCUGAAUACUAAAGAAAUACAGACCCAAUCUCCUUAGUCUUUCCUUGUACACCAUGCCUCUUUUCCCAGGAAUUUGUUCUGAGUCUUUUGCAUUCCUCCUUUUGAAAGCACAUUUUCUGUGGGAAGGGAGGCCAGAUCUGUUUACUAGAUUCCAGAAGUAAUGGGAAUUAAGAUAUGCAGGUCUUGUGAUUAGUAUAUUGCUAUUACUGCUUUGUUUUUUAAAAAUCUAGUUCUUCCUGCUUGGACUUAAUUUCAAUGGUCUGUUUUAACAUCAUAGUCUGGCAAAAUAACUAUAAGGAAGCUGGACUGCUAGGAAUCUGAAUCAAAUCAGUACAAUAAUGUGGUCCCUAUUGCUCUCGGCACAGGUCCUUAAUGUCUGCCUUUGCUCUGAUGUUCAAAUUCUUCUAGAGUAGGUAACAUUGAAAAAAAGUCUUUUAUGUGCACACCUAAAUAAUUGUUACUCUUGGUUGAGAAAUGUUAAGCAUACAAGCUACCUUCCCCAUUUGUCCUAUUUGCAGAUCUUCCUGGGAAAGAAAAUAAAUAGGCUACAAACUCUUAUUAUUUGUUUUUAAUAUAAUCAAAUAAUCCUACUUCCUUUGUUAGGUUGUCUAAUGUCAUUGUGGGGGAAAUGGGGAUUAAUCAAUGAGCAGCUGGAUUUCAUUUGUUAGAGAAAUCUCUCUAAGUGAAGGUGACUUAUUUGCAGGCAUUUGUAAUCUGAUUGAAGCCUGCAUUUCCUUGUAUUGGAAAUGGAGACUUCAUUCCCAUAUGUCACAACCCCAUCCCAAAGUUUAAUGAAAAAUACACUAGUAAACAAUGUAUGUGGAUUUACCAUAUAUUCAAAGAUUAGAUUGAAUGUACAACAACAAAUGACAUAUUCCUGAAAAUAAGGGAGGAAGCCUCGCUUGUUUCCUUCAUGGAGAAAUAAAAGGACUUAUUGCCUAUUUUGUUCUCCUUCCCAAUCCCUCCCCAAGAAACUAUGUUGCUUGCUGCUCACAUCACACACUUGAAUCUACUGCCACACUCUGAGUUCACACAGACUUCCCACCUCUGCUAAAGGCUUCAGGAUUAUUUUAAUGGUUGCUUCAGUUAGAGUUUAAUGUACGGCAUUGGAUGCUAUGUCGGGAUGUAAGAUAACACUUGUUUUUGGUUCUCAAAUAUAAAAAUUAUUUUUGUACUUUUUUUGUGUGAGGGUGAAUAUUUGAAAAUCAUAACAUGCCAGUUUUGGACAAAUUACACAACACCUUUUGUAAACUGAAAUUCAUCUCAACAUAGCACUUUAGAGAAAUCAGAUGUUUAUAUUGUAUCAUACGACAACAGAUGGUCAUUCCAUUGUAGGCUGGCUUUGCAAAGGAAGAAUUUCUAUAUUUUCUUGUUUUAAUAGUGUCUAAAUUAGUUGAGGAAAGCAACUUCAUGUUCAAAAUAUUACAACUUUAUUGUCACGUUUGCAAACAUUAUGUUCCUCAGCUUCUGAAUUGUAAUUUUUUUACUCAUAUUUGUUUAUAAAAAGAUAGGUUAAACAUUACAUUUUGUACCAGACAGCACAUGUGUAUGUAUCCUAUACAGUAUGUCUCCCAUCACUGCUCUUGUUCUGUCCUGGUGUUAACUGCAGUAAAUUUGGGAUUGUAUAGUACUUAAUAAAACUUCUUUUUCCAGA
Molecule: messenger RNA, 5732 nt
Organism: Hypanus sabinus (Atlantic stingray)
Lineage: Eukaryota; Metazoa; Chordata; Chondrichthyes; Myliobatiformes; Dasyatidae
Gene: e2f4
Product: E2F transcription factor 4
Exons: 10
Coding region: 37-1230 (397 amino acids)
Biological process (GO): regulation of transcription by RNA polymerase II
Cellular component (GO): RNA polymerase II transcription regulator complex
Molecular function (GO): protein dimerization activity; DNA-binding transcription factor activity, RNA polymerase II-specific; RNA polymerase II cis-regulatory region sequence-specific DNA binding
Source: RefSeq, a predicted model, not a curated record